Molecule: messenger RNA, 1895 nt
Organism: Oryzias latipes (Japanese medaka)
Lineage: Eukaryota; Metazoa; Chordata; Actinopteri; Beloniformes; Adrianichthyidae
Product: tumor necrosis factor receptor superfamily member 14-like
Biological process (GO): positive regulation of cytokine production involved in immune response; positive regulation of peptidyl-tyrosine phosphorylation; positive regulation of T cell migration
Cellular component (GO): external side of plasma membrane
Molecular function (GO): protein binding
Source: RefSeq, a predicted model, not a curated record
AUAAAAAAGUAUUUUUUUCUAUAAGUAAAGAUAAUAGUUUAAAUUAAAGUCCUAAACCAGAAAUCAGUCAUCUGGGCAGUCAGCCCCUCCUUGCUGUGGUGGAGCCAGCAGCCCCCCCGCCGCCCCUUUCCGGCUCCAGAGUGGGGCCGCCUCUGGACGCAGGUUGGUGUCUUCAGGUCAUGCAGGAACUUUGUCGUUAGCUGGACGACUUAAAGAGCUGAAGCGAUUCUUUCUUCAUCACCUCUUCAGUCUGAACCACACGUUCCCUCUCAGAUGACGUCACUGUGUCCAUGAUGAUGAUGGACCGCUGCGGUACACGGGGCUCGUUUGCGUGAUGGACGUCUGUGCGGGACAGGGAUGACAGGACAGCUUUGGAAUGGGAGACAUUCGCUUUAUUUGUGCUUCCACCUCAUUUCAUCAAACAUGGAGCCCAAUCUGCUGAUUUCUACUUCUCCGGUCAUGGAUCUGGCAACACGACAGUCUUCUCUAACUUUGACAUGGCGGCUCCUCGGUCCGGACAAUCUACGCCAAAACUCUGUUUAUAAAGGCUCUGAUUGACAGGUGGCUGUAACUUUCCGUAACGUGUCGCGAUGAAGUAACAUGGUUUCCCCGCUGCUGCUGCUGCUGCUGCUCCUCGUCUGUUUGGCUUCAGUCCUGUCGGAACCAGCGUCCAGCUGCGGGGCCAAAGAAUUCCCCUCCAGAGACGGACAGUGCUGCCCGAUGUGCAACAAAGGAUCGUUUGUCAGUCGAGACUGUUCAGACGUCCUGGGGACCAAGUGUCUUCCCUGUGAGGAGGGGACCUUCACGGACCAGCCCAACGGCCUGAAGAGCUGCUCCAGCUGUUCUCUCUGCACAGGUCACGGCCUCGUCACCAGGCAGAAAUGCACCAGGACGUCAGACACGGUCUGCGGCGUCGUGGACGGAUACUUUUGUCUGGUUUCGGAGAACUCGGGCUGCAGUUUGGCAGAAAAACAUUCCCAAUGCAAACGCGGACAGCAGACGAAGGAACCAGGGAGCAGCACAGCCAACACUGUGUGUGAAGACUGUCCUCAUGGCUCUUUCUCUGAGGACGGACUGAACUGCACUCAGUGGACAGAAUGUUCAGAAAAUGAGAGACAGGAGACGGAUGGAAGUUCAGUCAGUGAUGUGGUCUGCAGCUCAGCAUCAAGAACUCAUAUCGCCGCAUAUUUCUCCUUAGGCCUGUUUGUUGUACUACUUAUUGCAAUUUCCUUAAAGGCUUAUGUGGUUCCUUUCUGCUGAAUCCAGUUUCAUUUUAAAAAAAAUAGAUACAAAAGAAUUAAAAGACGAGAGUAUUCAUUUGAGAAAUGAAACCUGUUUUUAGACAGGCUAAAUAAUCAAAAAUAUUUCUGUUAAUAUUUGACUCUGCAGUUUUAAAAAUGAAGCACAAACAGCAGACAUGUUGAUGGUGACUGUUCUAAAAAAGAAAUGCUUCAUGAAAAACUUGAAAGAUGUUCCUGAAGAUAGAAUCUUGUUUUUUACUUUGGAAACCAAAGUUUAGGUUUAAAGAAGAUAGUUCUUUAUUCAGUGUGUUGAUGAACAAACAAAAACUUCACUCAGAAGAUUUAAACAAUGUUUAAGGAAUGAAACGUAUCACUGAUGUAUACAUUUAUUUUUUAUAACUAUGCAUUUACAAACUAAACACUGAAGAAAAGUUUUUUUGUACAGAACAUAACAAUUUAUGAAGAAAAAGUGAAAAAAGUCGGGUUUAUUGAAAUUCUGGGAACUAGUGAAACUUAAACAGCUCUCAUCAUGUCUAAAGCCAGAAACAACUUACUUCCAAUAAACUAACCACAAAUGUUCAAGGACAGAGAUGGGAGUUACAAUCUCAGAAAUCAGCUGGACUUCAAAAAGCAGAGCAUUCACACUACAAAAAA